This is a messenger RNA of Somion occarium, 894 nucleotides long. The record is from the annotation of a GenBank genome assembly. Lineage: Eukaryota; Fungi; Basidiomycota; Agaricomycetes; Polyporales; Cerrenaceae.
GCCCUUCGCUCGACCAACGUUAUGGACUCUCAUUCAUGCAACGUUAGAGCAUCAACCUCGACAUGCGCACGCUUGCUUUUAUCACCGUGUUUGCAUGCUUAGUUUUCAAGGUUACGGCCCAGUCCUCUGCUUGGGGUCAAUGCGGCGGAAUUGGAUGGUCCGGCGCCACGACAUGUGUUUCUGGGUACACAUGUACUAAGUUGAACGACUACUACUCUCAAUGCGUUCCUGGGGCUGCACCACCGGCCACGACAGUCACUUCUGCUACUCCACCACCCCCUUCCUCUACACCCACAUCUUCCCCGACCACCCCUACGCCUCCGACAACUACCACUACACCUCCGACAACCACUGUGACUGGUCCAGCACCCACAGGCUCUCAAAUUCGAGCUGUGCAAGAUCCUGUUUUCCAUCUUUAUCUUCAAAACAAAGGCGGUAAGCCUAUGCUGGGACCUGAAGCGUCCUCCGGCUACUUCACGAUCAGCGGGACUAUCUCGCUCAACAACGCUGACGGUUCCAAACUGUAUCUGAACGCGGAUGAGAGUGUCACAACUUCAUACAAACCGUUGACACUUGAUGCCACCUCCAAAACGACGGAUUGGGGUCUCGAAGGGGACACGAUCAUCACCACCUCUCCCCGACAGCUCAACUUUUUGGCUUGCUCUUCAAGUACUUCUGGAUUUUACGACGUGUAUUUGCAGGAGGGAAAUGAUGCGCCUUCUGGAACAUCUUGCACGUUGAUUACACUACAUCUACCUUGUCUGUGUUAGCGAGUCUGAGGCAAAUAUCUGCAGGUCCGCAUCUCGUUCGCUAAUAUCUGACAUAGUGUACAUCGCUACAACAGAUAAAAAACUUGGAUUCCAAAAAGAAAAAAAAAAAAUCUGCAUGAUUAUG